Orycteropus afer afer is the source of this 2895-nucleotide messenger RNA. It is a transcript of the gene KDM7A, whose product is annotated as lysine demethylase 7A. The transcript has 22 exons. Bases 1 to 2895 code for a protein of 964 amino acids. NCBI's taxonomy places the organism in Eukaryota, Metazoa, Chordata, Mammalia, Tubulidentata, Orycteropodidae. Gene Ontology annotation, molecular function: transcription coregulator activity; histone demethylase activity. The record is from RefSeq and is a predicted model, not a curated record. Gene Ontology annotation, biological process: protein demethylation; regulation of transcription by RNA polymerase II.
AUGGACGAUAAGCUGCCCAGUGACCGAGUCACCCAGCUCCGGGUGCUCCGGGAGUCUCCUUUGUUUGGACGGAGGAGGCUGUGCCCUGAGCUCUUGAGACUCAGCCGUCAGGUGUGCCCUGAGCUUUUGAGACUCAGCCGUCAGGUGUGGCUGACUGCUGACAACCUAGCACAUGCCUCAGGACUUAGGGCAGAAUUGGGCGAAUCAAAGUCCAGCCUUUCCACUUACUUGCAUACUGACUGUUUUCCCCUCUUUAAUCGUAGCUGUGUUGGAGUGGAGGAGCAUCAUGCUUUUGACAUUGACCUGUAUCACUGUCCCAACUGUGCGGUUCUCCAUGGCUCCUCUUUGAUGAAGGAGAGGAGGAACUGGCACCGGCAUGACUGCACGGAGGUUGAUGACGGCUCCAAACCGGUGCAGGCGGGCACCAGGGCAUUCGUGACGGAGCUGCGGGCGCGAGUCUUCCCAAGUGCCGAUGAGGUCAUUGUAAAGAUGCACGGUGCCCAGCUGACGCAGAGGUACCUGGAGAAGCAUGGAUUCGACGUCCCCAUCAUGGUCCCCAAGUUAGAGGACCUCGGGCUCAGGCUCCCCCCGCCUACCUUUUCUGUGGUGGAUGUGGAACGCUACGUAGGUGGUGACAAAGUGAUAGACGUCAUUGAUGUGGCCAGGCAGGCCGACAGCAAAAUGACUCUUCACAAUUAUGUGAAAUACUUCACGAACCCUCCCAGGCCAAAGGUGUUAAACGUCAUCAGCCUCGAGUUCUCGGAUACGAAGAUGUCUGCACUGGUGGAAGUCCCAGAGAUAGCCAGAAAGCUCUCCUGGGUGGAAAACUACUGGCCAGAUGACUCGGUCUUCCCGAAGCCGUUUGUUCAGAAAUACUGCUUAAUGGGCGUUCAAGACAGCUACACGGAUUUCCACAUUGACUUUGGUGGCACUUCAGUCUGGUACCAUGUCCUCUGGGGCGAGAAGAUUUUUUAUCUGAUAAAGCCGACAGACGAAAACGUGGCCCUCUAUGAAUCCUGGAGCUCCUCUGUGACCCAGAGUGAGGUGUUCUUUGGAGAUAAGGUGGAUAAAUGCUAUAAAUGUGUGGUGAAGCAGGGACAUACCUUAUUUGUUCCCACAGGGUGGAUCCACGCUGUGCUCACUUCUCAGGACUGUAUGGCUUUUGGGGGGAACUUUCUGCACAACCUGAACAUCGGCAUGCAGCUCAGGUGUUAUGAGAUGGAGAAAAGGCUGAAAACACCAGAUCUUUUCAAAUUCCCUUUCUUUGAAGCCAUAUGUUGGUUCGUAGCCAAAAACUUACUGGAAACCUUGAAAGAACUGAGAGAAGAUGGUUUCCAGCCUCAGACGUACUUGGUGCAGGGAGUGAAGGCAUUGCUCACUGCUUUAAAGUUGUGGAUGAAAAAAGAACUUGUAUGUGAACAUGCCUUUGAGAUCCCAGACAAUGUCAGACCUGGCCAUCUGGUUAAAGAACUUUCAAAAGUGAUCCGGGCAAUAGAGGAGGAAAACGGCAAGCCAGUGAAAUCUCAGGGAAUCCCUCCCAUGUGUCCAGUCUCACGACCCUCACACGAGGCAGCCUCCCCACACCAUUCCCGACGGAAGAUGCGGAGGCUUCGCGAUCACAGUGUGCGGACCCCCUCCAACCUCGACAUCCUGGAGCUGCACACGAGGGCGGUCCUCAAGAGGCUGGAGAUGUGUCCGUGGGAAGAGGACGUGUCGAGCUCCAAACUGAAUGGGAAAUUCAACAAACACCUCCAGCCGUCCUCCACGGUGCCUGAGUGGAGGGCAAAAGACAACGACCUUCGCUUACUGCUGACGAACGGGAGGAUAAUCAAAGAUGAGAGACAGCCGCUCACAGACCCAAGCCUUUAUACAGCAGAGAGUGAAAGUGAAGAGGAGAAAAGGAGAACAAAAAAGAUAAAAAGGAAGAUGGAAGAGCAUUCAGGACCAGACGGGGUGGAGAGCGAGGACCCUCGAACGCCGCCUAGCAGGUUUUACACAAGCGUGAAGUCAGAACUCAGGAAUAGGUCGUCAGAAUAUUCGGAUAUUUCCGACUCGGAAGACUCUGGACCCGACUGCACUGCACUGAAAAACAACUUUACCACUGAAGAGUCUGAAAGUUCGGGUGAUGAGAAGAAGCAGAUAACAUCAAACUUUCCAGAGGAAUCUAAUGUGAUGAAGGCCCGCCCUCAGAAGACCCAGAAGCCAUCCAGAAGUGAGACUCCAGUGAGAAGGGAGUACCCUACCUCGACCAGCACAGAGGAAGAAGCCAUCCAGGGCAUGCUGUCCAUGGCGGGACUGCACUAUUCCACCAUCCAGAGGCCGGCACGGAACACAGACAGCAGUGGCACAGAGAGAGACGCUGUCCAGGACGCCAGCAGCUGCCAUAGCCGGGACCGCGAGGCCAGGCCACUGUGUCGCGUCGACAAACCUGUGGGGUGUGGACACCACGUCAAGGCUGAGGAUCAAGACGUGAGGGCUUCUUCUUGGACUAAACAAUUUGAUACGACUUCCAGAUUGAAUCCUCAGGAUCCGAGUAGAGGCCAGAGAGUCAUCAAGAAGGAAGGUCCCUCCGAGUUCCUGCAGAAGGGACAGAGCCGGGGCCACAUGGACGGCGGCGGGGCGGGCCUUCCGAGUGGGAAGGGUGUACAGAACUCAAGCUUGCUCCCGGGGCCCUGCCAGGUCAGCAGUGGGAGUCUCAGCCCAGAGAGGCCGGGCGGUGACAUGUCCUUCUCAGUGCCCCUCCACCCCACCAAGAGACCCGCGUCCAACCCACCACCUAUCAGCAACCAGGCAACAAAAGGCAAACGCCCCAAAAAAGGCAUGGCGACAGCCAAACAGCGUCUCGGGAAGAUCCUCAAGCUGAACAGGAACGGCCACGCCCGCUUCUUCGUGUGA